This is a messenger RNA of Seriola dumerili (greater amberjack), 2645 nucleotides long. It is a transcript of the gene nr1h4, whose product is annotated as nuclear receptor subfamily 1 group H member 4. Lineage: Eukaryota; Metazoa; Chordata; Actinopteri; Carangiformes; Carangidae. The record is from RefSeq and is a predicted model, not a curated record. Gene Ontology annotation, molecular function: zinc ion binding; bile acid binding; nuclear receptor activity. The coding region runs from base 194 to 1651 and encodes 485 amino acids. Gene Ontology annotation, biological process: cell differentiation; positive regulation of transcription by RNA polymerase II; negative regulation of transcription by RNA polymerase II. The transcript is spliced from 10 exons.
AGCAACUUCAUGAGCUAAUAAUGAUGGAGCUGUAGCUCUCAGUGUGGAUAUCAGAAACAAGAAAACUGUUACCAGGCAGGAAUUCAACAUUAACUGACCAGGGACCAGGAUCAGAAGUAAACAGAGGCUUACUACAACUCUGUGGCCCAGUCCAACCUGUGUUGUCUGAGUUGGUGCCUGACGACCCUCCUGAAUGAAUGAGUGGGUGGGCCCCGACAUCAAUGUGGUGGGACCGCUGCAAAUCCCACCCAAUGAUGAAUUCUCCAUCUCAGAGAGCUCCCACUUGUUUGAUAUUCUGGCAGAUCACAGCAGCCCCCUCCUGCAGGAUCCCGACCUCUUACCCUUCACCAACUACCCCAGCAUGCAGUACCCAUCCAUGGAGCCAACCAUGUCUUCCACACCAUACUACUCCAAUCAGAACUACUACCCUCAGUACAAUGGAGAUGAAUGGUACUCACACACAGGGAUAUAUGAACUAAGGAAAGGACCCCUGGAGGUCAGCUAUGAUGCUGAGAUAGAGGAGACGUCUGCUGUGGUGCCUACCGUGUGUAAGAGGAUGCGGCACAUGUCUCAAGCUGGGAGGGUCAAAGGGGAGGAACUGUGUGUUGUGUGUGGAGACAAAGCCUCUGGAUACCACUAUAACGCUCUCACCUGUGAGGGCUGUAAAGGUUUCUUCAGACGGAGCAUAACCAAGAACGCUGUGUACAAAUGCAAGAGCGGUGGAAACUGUGAGAUGGACAUGUACAUGCGCAGGAAAUGCCAGGAGUGUCGGCUAAGAAAGUGCAAAGAGAUGGGCAUGCUGGCUGAAUGCCUUCUGACAGAGAUCCAGUGUAAAUCUAAAAGGCUACGGAAGAACACCAAGGCCUCCCCGGGACAGUCGACUGGAGACGAGACAGAGGGGACAGACAACACAGACAGCAAACAGGUCACCUCUACCACUAAACUGUCAAAGGAAAAAGUUGAACUCACCAAAGAGCAGCAGGCAAUGAUGAAAAUCAUUGUAGAUGCUUAUAACAGACAUCAAAUUCCUCAAGACAUGGCCAAAAAACUGCUACAAGACCAGUACAGUGCAGAGGAAAACUUCCUCCUGUUGACAGAAAUGGCAACUAGUCAAGUUCAAGUUCUGGUGGAGUUUACAAAAAAUAUUCCAGGUUUUCUCUCUCUAGAUCAUGAAGACCAGAUCGCUUUGCUGAAGGGUUCGGCCGUGGAAGCCAUGUUUCUGCGCUCAGCCCAGGUUUUCAGCAGGAAGAUGCCCAACGGACACACAGAAGUUUUAGAGGAGAGAAUACGCAAGAGUGGUAUAUCAGAGGAAUUCAUGACACCAAUGUUCAACUUUUACAAAAGCAUUGGUGAACUCCACAUGGUACAGGAGGAACAGGCUCUCCUCACAGCCAUAACCAUCUUGACACCAGAUCGGCCUUACGUGAAGGAUCAGCAGGCUGUUGAGAGACUUCAGGAGCCCAUGCUGGACAUGCUGAGGAAGCUGUGUGGGCUACAGCACCCGCAGAAGCCUCAGUACUUCGCUCGGCUCCUGGGCCGUCUGACGGAGCUGAGAACACUCAACCAUUACCACGCAGAGAUGCUCACAUCGUGGAGGAUGAACGACCACAAAUUUACCCCGCUGCUCUGUGAGAUCUGGGACGUGCAGUGACACAGCAGGAGAAGGGAAGAAAUUCAUAGCUUGGGGAUGAUAACGUGAACAUUUAAACUUGCAAGACAAAGUCAUGGUCCAACUGCACAAGCUGUUUGUCUCUAUGUUGUCUGACCUUGACGGCAUUAGUCAUAUAUUGACUCGGUUUAGAGUAUUGUUUGAGUUUAUUCUGCUCAUGGAUUUUUUUUCAUGGCUCACACCAUCAUCAUGUCUAUUUGCCGUGCGAUUUAGUCAGCUCAGACUUGUAGAGGCAAUUGAAUUUAUGGCAGUGUUUUCCGCACAAAGAGGAAACUAUUCAAAGGUAAAGCAGAUUUCUCAUUACUGUGAACAUAAUGUAAAAAAAUCUUGAAGGCCCAGCGCGAUUAGUCAGGCAAGUACAAACACUGGAACUUAUUCAAAGCAAAGAUGGUGCUCAUAUGAAGUGUAAGGUUUAGAUUACAUUAAGUUUUAAUAAUGGCUUCAUUUAUUUUUUAUUUGUAAAACUCAGUCUUCAUAGAUCUUGCUACAUGUACGUAAAGAUGCAAAGGUUUUAUGUUCUGUCUCUGUUCUGAUUAACAGGGAAAAAGUUUAAGUUAAUGUUUAAGCUUUUUUUCGUAGAUAGUGGUCAGCACAAAGGUAACAGCUGUUCAGUGAGGACAUACAGAUAUAUCAUCUGGUACAUCUGGAAAAUCAUGAUCGUUGUUCCUCUUUCUGAAACUUUAUCUUGAUAAACUAAACUGACAUGUGCAAAUUACUUAAGAAUAUUGACUAAAUAAUGAAAAUUAAAAUAGUCAAAAGGUUUUCACUGAUGAAAUACGGUCUCCCAAUUGUAUAAAUUUCAACAGUAACUAACAAAAACACAGUUUUUUUGUGCCUUAUUUAUGUCUAUGUUUAAACCUGUGUUAAUAUUUCAUUCCAGUGGGCUAUCAGAACAAAUGGACCUCAGUUAAAGGACCAUAAAUGUGUUUUUGCAUGUUUUACCCAAUUUUCUAUAAUUAAAGAAUAUUUAACAUUG